Messenger RNA from Boleophthalmus pectinirostris (great blue-spotted mudskipper), 1582 nucleotides. It is a transcript of the gene ift46, whose product is annotated as intraflagellar transport 46 homolog (Chlamydomonas). NCBI's taxonomy places the organism in Eukaryota, Metazoa, Chordata, Actinopteri, Gobiiformes, Gobiidae. The transcript has 4 exons. Gene Ontology annotation, biological process: intraciliary transport; cilium assembly. The coding region runs from base 340 to 1347 and encodes 335 amino acids. Gene Ontology annotation, cellular component: centrosome; motile cilium; intraciliary transport particle B. The record is from RefSeq and is a predicted model, not a curated record.
CUAACAAAAACUAAGCAAAACAAAACAGGAUGUGACUGCGUCCUCGUUGCUAGGAUACGUGCAUCGCCGCUUGAUAGUUGCUACGUUAGCUUUGUUAGCUUCAGACUAAAAUAACAGCAGCUUUAUUCAUUCCAGACAACAAAAAGAAGCACCAGAUGACCCAGAGGUUAUUGUAAAUGAGUUGUGACUAUUUUGGAGCACGUAUGAACCCAGGAAAACUGAACUUUAUUGGGUAACUCUGAAAAGUUUACAUUUGUUAGCCGAAGCUGCUAGCAAGUUAACGUUAAUGUCGGGCUCGUUUGUAACGUUGAUGCUGUAGUUUAGACUAAACUCGGAUAAAUGAGUGCUCGAGCCAGGCGCGCUUUAGUCAAAAACCAGCAUUAUGACGAGAGUGUAGAGCUGCACGAUGAGGACCAGGAGGUGGCCAGUGUCUACAGCCCUCCUCCCCGGACCACACAGCCGCUCUCCGCAACACAAAGAGGCCGAGCCCGGGGCCUGAUGACCGCGGACAGCAGCAGCGACGAGGAGCAGCCGCAGAAGACCAAAGACCCCUCCGGCAACAACCCUAAAACCAGACUGAGUCCUGAGACCGGACUGAGCCCAGAUGAUGAAGAGGAGGAGGAGUCCGAAGAGGAAGAGGAGACAGAGGAUGAUGAUGAUGAAGAUCAGCCCAAAACCCCAGAGGGAGCGUAUGACCCCAACGACUACGCCAACCUGCCUGUCAGCUCAGAGGGUAAGGAGCUGUUCCAGUACAUCACUCGUUACACUCCUCAAACCAUGGAGUUGGAGCAUGUGUUAAAACCGUUCAUCCCAGACUUCAUCCCGGCUGUGGGUGACAUUGAUGCUUUCCUCAAAGUGCCUCGACCGGACGGGCGAGCUGAUGGUCUGGGUCUGCUGGUCCUGGACGAGCCCAGUGUCAAACAGACUGACCCUACAGUGCUAACGCUGUGGCUAAGCGAGGAGAGCAAACAGCAUGGAGAAAUACAGACACAGAAGGUGACGAGCGUGGCGAGCCCGGAGUCGAACCCUCGGCCUGUGGAGCGUUGGGUGGACAGCAUCACGGCUCUGCACCGCUCCAAGCCUCCUCCCACCGUACACUUCUCCAAGGCCAUGCCCGACGUGGACGCUCUGCUGCAGGAGUGGCCCCCCGAGCUGGAGGACCUGCUGACCCGAGUCCAACUUCCCUCCGCAGACCUGGACCUGGGACUGGACCAGUACGUGGACAUCAUCUGUCCCCUGCUGGACAUCCCGGUGCACAGCAAGCAAACACGAGUCCAAGCGCUGCAUCAGCUCUUCACCGUCUUCCUGGAGUUCAGGGACUCGCAGCACUUUACUCACAGGCACUAGACCAGGACUGGACCAAGACUGGACCUGUACUAUGACUGGUACUAGGUCUAGGCCUACAAUAGGACUGGGCUGGGACUAGACUAGAACACGACCGGGUCUGAACUAAAUUGAAACUAAAUUGGUCAGUUUAAGAUCAGUAGUAAACCAGGACUAAACCAGGACAUAAUUCAGACCAAACCGAGACUGAACCAAAGCUCUAUCAGGAACAGGAAUAAAGAAUGGCAGAUAAUUAUAA